This is a messenger RNA of Trichoderma citrinoviride, 1140 nucleotides long. RefSeq lists its product as hypothetical. Lineage: Eukaryota; Fungi; Ascomycota; Sordariomycetes; Hypocreales; Hypocreaceae. The annotation marks the transcript as partial. The transcript is spliced from 3 exons. The record is from RefSeq and is a predicted model, not a curated record.
GUCGUCAUGCAGUUCAUGAGUCAGGCAAUGGGUAUAGCCGACUGCAUACUCCUGGCCGUAGCCCCGAUUGGCGCCAUCACCACUGUUGUAAGCGCCAUCAGAGUGGCUGGGCCAGCAUGGCUGAAGUCAUUCAUCGGACGAGCAAGAGAGAAUCUAUCGGCGGCUGAAAUCGAGGUCAUGUCAUCCACAUCGGACGAAACAUGCGAACUUUGGAACGGCCACAGUGUGGUUAGGUGCCCGGGAUCGGCCGAUAUAUACCAGUUUAUCUGCUUGCUCCCCAAAGGUUCUAAUCUAAAAUCCCUAAUAAUAAAUGUCUACCAGCAACACGCCAGCAAUUAUACCUCAAAGGAAAUGUGCGUCGUCGUGGAUCGUUUUGAUGAUAGUGCGCCAAAUCUUCUACUCAACUGUCACGAUAGAGUCCAGCGCGGCGAAAUUUACCUUGCGGCUGCCUUUGGCGUAAUUUUACAGCUCGGCGCUCUGGUUUACUUCGGAUUCAUCACCUACAACCCACCAAUCAAGGGCCAAUUCUUCCUGAAAGAUGGCAAACGAAUCGUCGACUAUGCUUUUCCAUGUGCUGCUGGAGGAACUGUUCUUCUGAUGCUUGGGUUAUUCAUAUGUGCUUGGGUUGUUGAAAGAAGCACUACAGAAACUUGCUACGAGGCACCAAAUCACCAGAUGUUCGUCGUCUGGUUACAGAAGGACCACACGGUCAAUGAUCAGGUGUUCAAGCCCUAUGCAAUCUACCCAACCAGCAAACGAAGGUACAUUACAAGGUCUCGUCGAAAUACAAAGCGGCCCGGUCAACAAGAAGAGUCGAAAAAGAAUAUGACCAACGUUCCAAUUGUCGGCGAUAAAACCAGCACUACACGAGACAAUAAUGCGGCGCAAGAACCUAUCUGGGACCAGAGGUUAGAGCGAAUUACUUUCUUCGGCGCUCUCAUUGCCCUCAUUGGGUUUAUCUCACAGUUCAUUGGGAUGAGGGGACUGAACUGGACAGCAUCAGUCGUGCAGCUUGCUAUCACAUUUGUGGUAACUAUGAUUAGGGUCAUAGUUCGGCGUGGACUUGGCAAAUCGCCAAUUGGCCGUGACUUGUUGUUGAACACUGAGCUUGACUGGUUCUCUCUGACUCUCGGAGAUCUU